Molecule: messenger RNA, 2911 nt
Organism: Homalodisca vitripennis (glassy-winged sharpshooter)
Lineage: Eukaryota; Metazoa; Arthropoda; Insecta; Hemiptera; Cicadellidae
Gene: Phlpp
Product: protein phosphatase PHLPP-like protein
Source: RefSeq, a predicted model, not a curated record
UUCACAACCUGCGAGUUCUCCACGCCGCCUACAACACCUUACAGGUGUUGCCUGACAGCUGUGUAUCAGCGUGGCAGGAGAUGGAAGAGCUGGUGCUGUCAGGGAAUCAAUUGUUAUAUAGCAUAGAUAAUCUAGAAGAUUUAGUUACAGUAUGUUACAGCUGUGUAUCAGCGUGGCAGGAGAUGGAAGAGCUGGUGCUGUCAGGGAAUCAAUUGUUAUAUAGUAUAGAUAAUCUAGAAGAUUUAGUUACAGUAUGUUACAGCUGUGUAUCAGCGUGGCAGGAGAUGGAAGAGCUGGUGCUGUCAGGGAAUCAAUUGUUAUAUAGUAUAGAUAAUCUAGAAGAUUUAGUUACAGUAUGUUACAGCUGUGUAUCAGCGUGGCAGGAGAUGGAAGAGCUGGUGCUGUCAGGGAAUCAAUUGUUAUAUAGUAUAGAUAAUCUAGAAGAUUUAGUUACAGUAUGUUACAGCUGUGUAUCAGCGUGGCAGGAGAUGGAAGAGCUGGUGCUGUCAGGGAAUCAAUUGUUAUAUAGUAUAGAUAAUCUAGAAGAUUUAGUUACAGUAUGUUACAGCUGUGUAUCAGCGUGGCAGGAGAUGGAAGAGCUGGUGCUGUCAGGGAAUCAAUUGUUAUAUAGUAUAGAUAAUCUAGAAGAUUUAGUUACAGUAUGUUACAGCUGUGUAUCAGCGUGGCAGGAGAUGGAAGAGCUGGUGCUGUCAGGGAAUCAAUUGUUAUAUAGUAUAGAUAAUCUAGAAGAUUUAGUUACAGUAUGUUACAGCUGUGUAUCAGCGUGGCAGGAGAUGGAAGAGCUGGUGCUGUCAGGGAAUCAAUUGUGCCAACUGCCAGAGAACAUGACGAGGUUGGCACACCUGCGAGUGUUGAGGAUGCACUCCAACCUGCUUCGCUCCUGUCCUGGCUUCGGCUCAAUAUCUGCGCUCAGGGUGUUGGAUCUAGCUCAUAAUCAGCUGGAUCGAGUGAAUCUCGCAACACUAGUGUCUCAGAGACUACAGUUCCUGGACAUCUCUGGCAACACCAGGUUACAUGUGGACGCCAAGCAGUUCCAGGCGUACAGGACACAGAGAACCAUGAGCCUUGUUGAUGUGUCAGGACAGAACCGCAACUGUCUGCCAUCCUCCCCUCCUCACCAGGAAGUUCCCACAGCAGACCUCGACUCUCCUUGGACUCUUGGCUUCUCAGAGACUCCAGGCAACAGAGACAGGUUGUGUAUAGCCCAACUGAGGCUUCCCGGGUUCUGUAACACAGAGGCUCUCCUGGGUCUGUUCGACGCAGGUAACAGCUCAGAACUGCCCCAGCUGUUGGUCAAGACAGUGCCUCGCAUCCUACUGGAGGAGCGCACUGUUAAGGAGACGGCAGCCGACUACAUGAAGUACACCAUGUUGUCUGCACACAGAGAGCUGAAGGAGAUGGGGCAGAGAUGUGGGAUGUGUGCGGUGCUGUGUCACAUAAGCCGUCAGAAGGUAGGAGGCCCUCGGAGAUACGUCCUCAGGAUAGCAAGUGUGGGAGAGGCCAAGGCCCUCCUGUCUCGCACUUCCGGCUCUCUCACUCUAGCACAUGCCUCCACUCAGCAGCCCGUGAGGAGUCAGCUCGGCAACAGUGCGAUGUUCCCGAUGGUAGUUCCUGAUCCUCACGUCACCGAAGUGGUCUUGUCUGAGCAGGACGAGUUUCUCAUAAUCGCUAACAAAAGCCUGUGGGAGGUGGUAGGCGUACAGGAGGCUGUGAAACUUGUACGCCCUGUGACAGACGCUGUACUAGCUGCCAAAAGGUUACAAGACACUGCUCAGAGCUACGGCUGUGAAGAGAAUCUCAGCGUUCUGGUAUUGCGGUUCCAUUCCCUUCGGCUUUAUGCAGAGCCGGAUCCCUUCGUCAGAGAACUUCGUUCCACCCUAAGGAAAGCUGCUUCUCAGGUGGAUAUGCUGUGUGAGGAUCCAGAAGGGGAAGGGGAUCGAUCAUCACCGAGUGGCCAAAGUGAUCAAGCCAGCAGUGGACGCCCUCCGGACAUUUCCACAGUACAGACAAGGCACUACGUAGCUGAUAAGAAUGAUUUGAUAAUGCCUCGACAAUACCAGUCUGUGUUGAUGCAUGAGAAUGGGACCAGGAAAAUGACUCCUAACCACAAGGGUCUGGAUCUCUAUUCCAACGGGAACCUGGCGGAUGGUGAAGAAACUUCUUCUGAAAGGUCUACCCAAUUGUCAGAAGAGCAGUUUCGGUGCUGGGAGUAUAUGUUGGAACAGAACACACAAUUGCUGUUCGACAAAGAGUUGGACACUCUGUCACGCGGCUUCGUACGCCGCUCUGUACCCUCCAGACCGACUCUCUGGCCUCGCGCUAAGAGCAAUCCUGCACUUAAUGAACAACCCCAGCCGCCUUUUCUCUCCAGGCAUUUUGGAAGUGCCAGAUCGUUUCAUCCUAUCCCCAACAGACCACUGGCCGCUACCCGCUCCCUACACGGGGGCCCGAACGCAGCCUACUUCGGCAGUCUACAACGCCUCAUGCCUUAUCACUUGGAGUACGACUUCUCCGUCAUCAAAGAGAGAUUGGAACCAAACGUUGACUCUCUGGAGCAAGACGGAGGGAGGAUGCACAAAUACUGGGAUGUCGCCACAACCGAACUGUGAUUCUCCGCAAUCCUCACAAACAUCUCUGCAAUAUCAUCUAGUGCAAGACUGGUGCAAUAAUGUAUCUUAGCUCUCAAACUUAGACCAAAUAUUGUCUACCAAACAAUGUAAGCAGACAUCAAUAUUGGUAACUUUACAGGCUUUGUCUCUUGUAUGUACAUACAAAAAUAAUUGUUUUAAAUGUUCAUAUAUGUUGUAACUUUAAAAACCAUUUUUAUUGCUAAGCGUUGUGUGAUAAUUGUUCAAUUUGUACGUUAAUAAAGUUGUAAAUAUAUCAAAUA